AGUCAGUCGGCUCCGCCAGCCUCCAUCAGACAGACGCGGCACAGAGUCGGUUCACACUUCGCUGUCAGGCCAGCAACACGGGGGCUGAAGGACAGAGAAGAGCUGGGGUGAACUGAGAUUUGAUCAGGAAGUAAUUCAAAAAACAGCAGGAAAAAAUGUUGCAGCGGGCGGCAUCCAACGUGUCGGACAAGACAAAGAGCGGCAGACCAAAGCGCUCCACAAGCUUCGGCAAGUUCGAGGCUCUCAUGCAUCACUCGUCGCCGGCCAAACCAGAGGAGAACGGGACGAACGCGCUCGCGGAGGAAUGUGAAAGUCCGGACCCGAACAAGUCAGCCGGACUGGGGAAGAAGAUGAAGGCGAUCUCGCUGACCAUGCGCAGAAAGAUGGGCAAGAAACACGCCAAGUCGUUCGCCGAGGAGACGGUUGAUGACACAGACAGAGACCCCGAGGCAGAGGCAGAGAGCAGCGCCGCAGCUGAGAAGAGCUUUGCGAAGGCCAGCAACUCCCUAGAGAGUCUCUACAGUGGCCAGAGCACCUCCAGCGGUGUGACCAGCGAGUCCAACGUCUCCGGGCAGAAGGAGGGUCCGAGGCUGGAGGGGGGCGGCUCGUACCAGGGUCAGUUCUGCGGCAGAGCCCGCGUCCACACGGACUUCGUCCCCAGUCCGUACGACACGGAUUCUCUCAAGCUCAAGGUGGGCGACAUCAUCAGUAUCAUCAGCAAGCCCCCGAUGGGCAUCUGGACGGGAAUGCUGAGCAACAAGGUGGGAAACUUCAAGUUCAUCUACGUCGACGUGUUGGUGGAGAAAGACGAGGAGGAGGAGGAGGCGGAAGAGGAGGUCCCCAAGAUCCGACAGCAGAAGCUCUGCAAGAGACCUCGACCCAAAACGCUGCUGGAGUUACUGGAGCGGCUGAACCUGGAGGAGUACGCCUCGGCCCUGCUGCUCAACGGCUACCAGACGGUGGAGGACCUGAGGCACCUGCAGGAGAAACACCUGAUCGAGCUGAACGUCAUCGACCCCGAGCACAGACACAGGCUCCUCGCCGCUGCCGAGUGCCGCUACACAGAAGGUGAUGACGUCAGGGAGGCGGAGGAGGACAGGUCCUCCCACAGCCUCCAGGAAGAAGACAGCGACUGUCCCAGAGACUCCGGCUGCUUCAUCCCGUCGGAAUGUUCGGACAGCAAGGACGACGCGGAGCAGCUGACGGACGCCACACACUCAUAAUCUGCCCCCCCCCCCCCGCAGAUGGAUACUUUGACAUUUGAAAUCCAGACUUGGGUAUUAUUUUCUCUGACUGGUGGUUUUUCAAAAUGUCAUCUUAAUAUCCUUUGUUCCAAAAAGCCACGAACAACCAACUCUCUAAACGUCUCAUCUCCUCCACUUCAUCAAGAUCAUAAUAAGCUUGUACCUUUUCUUUUUUUUUUUAUUUGAGGUCGUUGACAAAGUGACAUUUCACUGAUUCAAUGUCACUUUUAUUUAUUGCAAAAAAAUCUAAAAUCGUUCAGCGUUAUUGCAUAUAAUGCCUUUUUUAUUUAUCACAGCUGCGUUUCCUUUACCUAUCUCGUCAUCUUUUUUCUUCUUCCUAUGAAUGAAGUGAUAUUGUUAAAGGGAUGUUUUUAUCUUAAAAUGUAGCAUCUGGGUUUGAACUAUGCAUAUUUAAAUCUCGCCUAUAAUGUAUACUGUACGACAUGUAUGUUAUUUUCUGAAUGUGUGUGUGUGUGUGUGUGUGUGUGUGUGUGUGUGUGAGAGAGAGAGAGAGAGCCUGAGAGUGAGAAUCAACAUUUG
This is a messenger RNA of Scophthalmus maximus (turbot), 1784 nucleotides long. RefSeq names its product SAM domain-containing protein SAMSN-1-like. Gene Ontology annotation, molecular function: protein binding. The coding region runs from base 156 to 1223 and encodes 355 amino acids. NCBI's taxonomy places the organism in Eukaryota, Metazoa, Chordata, Actinopteri, Pleuronectiformes, Scophthalmidae. The record is from RefSeq and is a predicted model, not a curated record. The transcript has 8 exons.